AUGGAAAAAGUCAUCCAAUUACAAUACACACAAGCAGGUCAAAGUGGAAGAGGGCACCUGACUGUAGGUGAGGCUCGGAUGCUAUUUAAGUUCUUAUAAUUCUUAUACUGAAUACUUCACGUUUUUCUUUUUGUCGUCAUCGCUCUUGAUUAGAUAAAACAAAAGAAAUGUACUAUUUCGUGUAAGGAAAACUUUGGUGAAAUCAUAUGAAAAUUUUAUCAGUUUUUGUAGGAAUGACGCAUUGUGGUCUGCACAUUAUAUGCACUCAUGCUUGUCACGUAAGUGGAACACAAAGAAGUGCUUGUUACAUAUCAAAUACAUUUCAAGAAGAGAUUGAUAACUAGAAAAAUGACAUUUUGAGCUGCCCUUAAUUCAGUAAUGUUUAAUAAAAAAAAACUCAUUGAAAACUUUUUACUACCAAAUAAAAGGGAGCAAAAACAGUUUAAAGGCAGAGGGCUAACAGAAAAUAGAGCAGUGGAUUGUGCAGCUAAAAUGGAUCAAUCUGAUCAUCAACCCAAGAACCGAUUUAAGAGACUAAUUGAAGAAGACUUUGUUGACAAAAGCAGUGAAAGUGAUGACGAAUCAAUAAGAGCUGAACAGGAAAAAGUUGAAAAAAUAAUCUUAAACCUUAGGAAGAAGGCAAGUACAUGAUGUAAACAGUUACAUUCAAAGAAAAGCUGCUCUGGGAAAUAGACACAGGUCAUAUCCAUAAACCUGGCCACCCCUUCAAUUCUUGUAUGGAAGCCGAACAAUUUACAUUUUGAGGGUGAUUGAUAAGCAAGAGUCUCCAAAGCCAAACUUUUAAGAGAAGUGUGAACUAAGACUGCAAUUUCCAGAGGCUUAAGGAUGAGUAAAGGGUUCAAAUAAGAAUGAACUGAUUUGGCAAUUUAAUCGGCGUACUUCAUCUAAGAGGUUAAGUUCAAACUAAUUGUUGAGUUUAUUACAUAUACUUGCAGCCACUCUCCAACACACCUGCUCCUACAGCCACCAUAACUACUGGUCAAAUGGAGAAAAGACUACUUAAUCUGGAGCGGGAAGUACAACAAAUCAAAGCAUCACUGGAGCAUGUAAAAAAAGAACUCAGGACCAGCAGCACCGUGCCAGCUGGGACAUGUUCCCCAAACAGUGUACUAGUUCAAUACCUAUCACUUAAUAUUGCCUUCUUAGUACAGCUCUUUAUUUGCUUAAGUUUACAGCGAAUAUGCAAUUCUCAUGGACAAUAUUAAAGGCCCUUAGGCCCGGGUCAAAUGCCGUACUUCACAUGAGCUGAAUCAAAUUCAAAUGAGCAAAACCCUCUGUUCUCCCUCAUUAGCAUUCGAUUCGGCUCAUGGGAAGUGCGGCGUUUGACCCCAGCCUAAUGAUCAAGUGGCUCCACAGACACUACACAUACUUAAUAGGGCCUGUUACCUCUUGUUAAAAUAAGAUUAAAAGUCUGAAAACAGCAACUCAAGUUUUGUCUAGGAUUACCCUACAUAGCUUAGGGACGCACCUUUGAAGCGAUAAAUUUAGUUUGAACAGAUUCUGUAACUUACAUCCUCCGAUGACCAUCAGUAUCAAAUCACUGUUAAAAUUUUUAAUUGCUAUUUAGUUAGCUAUGUUUGUUCACUUCUUUUGUAGACUCCAUCUGGUUCAACAAUCUGGAUUAACACAUGGAGACGUUAAAGCAUGGUAACAAAGAAGUACAUGUAUGCUUUGAGUCACGGGAAAGCACUUGUAGCAUGAUGAAGGAUGCAAUCUUACCAUGUUUUGACAUCCGCCACAUGUUAUCAGUGUACACACACACACUGACAAAUGGAAUCUGUUGAUUUGCUUUGGGCAUUGUUUUUUCUAGCAUUUUUCCCAUCAUGACGUCAACUGUACAUCCACUGUUAUGUGUAAUAAAAUUACAUAUAAUUGAACUAGGUAUCGGUAUUUUGAGUAAAUUAACUGGUCAUGUCUUUAAUUUGUUUUUGGGAUAUGUUGGUGAUGAUGAUUAUGUUUCAUUUUCCUAAAUGUUCUCUAUGCACAAUACACAGCUGAGAAAAUACAAAAGUACAGGCAGGCCAUAAUCGAUGCAUGCAAUCAAAAGUGCAGGGAAGUGGCAAGAAAGGAAGCUGGAUCAGCAUUGAAAUGCACCAAUGACACUGACAACAGUCGACAAUAA
Molecule: messenger RNA, 2143 nt
Organism: Pocillopora meandrina
Lineage: Eukaryota; Metazoa; Cnidaria; Anthozoa; Scleractinia; Pocilloporidae
Source: the annotation of a GenBank genome assembly